Cimex lectularius (bed bug) is the source of this 2895-nucleotide messenger RNA. RefSeq lists its product as uncharacterized. The transcript is spliced from 14 exons. The record is from RefSeq and is a predicted model, not a curated record. NCBI's taxonomy places the organism in Eukaryota, Metazoa, Arthropoda, Insecta, Hemiptera, Cimicidae. The coding region runs from base 503 to 2224 and encodes 573 amino acids.
GAAGGAUCUCGAGACACCUGUGCCCUCCUGGAGCAGUCGGUUACAAGACGCCGUUCCUUUCGUGAGUGAUGUGUUGAGAAGUUGGCCCAAAUAUUGAUAACAACAUCAACCCCCCUGGACGCCGAGCCUAAGUUACAUCGAACAGGCGUAUGUUGAAAAUGGCAACCAGUGUUUUGGCUGUUAAGUUACCGAAAAGAAAAAUGUUGAAACUGGUACCCAAAGUUUCGGCUAUUCAUAAGUUAUCCUACACGGCAAACAUUGAGCUAGGAAUACAAUGUUUUGGCUAUCAUUAAGUUACCGAAAAAUGCAAAUAUUGAAACUGCACCCAAUAUUUUGGCAUCUAUUGAGUUACCGAAAGAGACAAAUUUUGAACCGGCACCCAAUGUUUUGGCAACUAUUAAGUUACCGCAAACGGCUAAUUUUGAAUUUGGGACCCAAUGGUUUUGCAUUUACUAAGGUAACUGGGAAGUAAAGCAACACACUAACCUAAGGAAGACUAGAUAUGGAGUUGCGGGAUAAAAGACUUUUAUUUAUUCUCAACCUUUUCACGUACUUUGUGCGAAACGUUUUGGGAGGCGAAAUAUGGCCUUUAGAGAGGCCGGAGGGCAUGCCAGCCAUCCAAUCCCUGGAGGUCAUGUGUGGCAAGGACCACAUGGACGUCCAUCUGAGCUUCACCCAGCCCUUCGAGGGCAUCGUUUCAUCCAAAGGGCAGUACGCGGAUCCGAGAUGCGUCUACGUCCCGCCGUCCACCGGGAAGACUUUUUUCUCCUUUAGAAUUGCGUAUGCCAGAUGUGGCACCAAGCCGGACCUCAACGGCCAAUUUUAUGAGAACACGGUGGUUGUUCAAUAUGAUAAAGACUUGCUUGAGGUGUGGGAUGAAGCUAAACGGCUUAGAUGUGAAUGGUACAACGAUUACGAGAAAACUGCAUCAAAGCCGCCUAUGGUCAUAGCAGACCUAGAUGUAAUUCAAUUGGACUUUAGGGGUGAUAAUGUCGACUGCUGGAUGGAAAUUCAGCAUGGAAAAGGGCCGUGGGCUCCACCGGUGAGUGGAAUCGUACCUCUUGGCUCGACGUUGACUCUCGUCGUGGCGAUAAAUGACAACAGAGGAGAGUUCGACAUGAGGGUCAAAUCGUGUGCUGCAUCGGAUGGCGCGGGGCACGUGAUCCAGCUGAGCGACGAGUAUGGUUGUGUCCUGAGGCCGAAGAUGAUCAGCAGGUUCCUUAAGGCGAGAAUAGCAGACGAGAGGGCCUCAGUCAUCACUUACGCCUUUUUCCACGCCUUCAAAUUUCCAGAUGCUCUGAGCGUCCAUAUCAAGUGCAAGGUGGAAAUCUGCAGGCACGGAUGCCUGGAACACUGUCAGCUCGAAGGUGGCGGACACGAACAAGCGGGGCAUUACGGACCCCUUGAGAGGAAAGACGGCGGCUCACCAACCCCCAAGUCCGCCCCGACCGAGCCGACCCCUGUCUCUCAGCCGUACGAGAAAGACGACGAACUCAUCUACGACGAAAUGGUCGACCUAGGGAAAGAGAUCUUCAACUCGGAAAGAGUCGUGGGCACUUCGAUGGGCAGCGCAGCACCUGUUGCAGCAGCCCAUCAUCGGCCGCAGUCACCGCCUUCGCCCUCUUCCACAUCAUCAUCACAUCAACCUCCUCCUCCCGUCAAGGAACAAAUCGAUGAUAUCCCGCCUCCUUUCCAGGAAGCACCAUUGAGAGCAUCCGGAGUGAGAGACAAUUCAGAAGAGCGUUUCCCACACGGGCCGAGGAAUCUAAAUGAUGAUUCCCUUCCACUGGUUUCUACCCUGAGCCAGAGGAGGAAAAGAAGCGUGGUGGUAUCAGACAGGAAAGUGCGGUCUGCCGAUGUGGGUGUGAGCGGCUUGUAUGAAGUCAUAUCGGAAGCAGAUCUUGCUUUCACACCUGAUUCCAAAGGGGAGGCGGUGACGGUGUUCCAGGGGAGGAUAAGGGAGGAGGUCGUUUAUGGAAUUUGCCUCCCGGUCCCUGGCUUCUCCGCACUUUUUGUCUUUGUCGCCCUUUCUGCAGUGAUAUCGGCCCUUGUAGCGGGUGCUCUGCUCUACCGAUAUCAGGUCCAGCGCGAGACUCACGAGCUGUCCAAUAGACAGGUGAGGAUGAGAAGGCAGCUUUCAGAACCGCCCCCUCCGACGUCCAUCGCCUCCUGGGUCGCCCUGAAGCUCCUUCGCCCACGAGCACCACCUGCAUCGAACCACUGAUAUAGACGAAGCUCAGACAAGUUAUUAUAUUGUGCCAAAGAGGAUAUUUACGAAUUAUAAACUGAAAAAUAACAAUAUUAAUUUCUUGCUGAGAAAGAGUUAAUUUAUAAUUUAAACAGUGACAUUUUAGUGCUUUUUUUUACAGUCAAAAGUGGACACAAAAAUUUCUGAAGUUGAAAGCAACUUUGGCAACAGGACUUUUUUUUCUUCAAAAUAUUAAUAUAAUGUAUUUAAAUAUUUAUAUGUGCUAGUUGACACUUUUCAUAUUUUAAUAUCUUUCUUUGUACCUUCUAUUGUUUUUAUGUAAGGUCACGCACCUCCUGCGUUGCUCAAUGUGUAGAAAAAAAAAUAAUUGUAGCUUAAGAUUAAUUUAUUUAGUUAAUUUUUGAAUUUCUGUUUUGUAAACCUUUUGGAUUUUGUGAGCUAGUCCCGGUAAUCAUUUAAUAUAUAGGACGGGCACAAACUACAACUUGUCACAAGUAAACAGCUUUAAAUAAGUAACGCUGGACUUUAUAUAUAUUAUAUUAUAUUUGUUAAUCAGUUUGUUCAAUGAAAAAGAAAAUUACUUAACUUCAUGAAUAAUGAUCUUAAAAUACCAAUUACAGUUGAAUUUUUAUAAAUGAUAAAUCUAAAAAGAAUAAUUUUCAACAUUCAGUUUUUUAAUAUAUACU